Molecule: messenger RNA, 999 nt
Organism: Caenorhabditis sp. 36 PRJEB53466
Lineage: Eukaryota; Metazoa; Nematoda; Chromadorea; Rhabditida; Rhabditidae
Source: the annotation of a GenBank genome assembly
AUGGAUCUGGAGACACGCAUCAAAGCGUAUCGCUUCGUCGCCUACUCGGCAGUCGCCUUCUCGGUCGUCGCCGUCAUUUCAGUGAGUUCCAUUCCAUUUUCUCGCUGCUCUUCAGCCAAUUUCUGACGUUCAGGUAUGCGUGACUCUUCCGAUGGUCUACAAUUACGUGCACCACGUCAAGAGGACCAUGCACAACGAGAUCACUUUCUGCAAGGUACUCCAUAUCCAUUUCCAUUUCAACCAAUCCGAAUUAUCUUGCAGGGAUCCGCCAAGGACAUCUGGAAUGAAGUUCACGCCCUCAAAUCUCUCCCGAACAGCAACAGAACCGCCCGUCAGGCCUACAACGAUGCAGCCGUUACCGGUGGAUCUGCUCAGUCUGGUUCUUGCGAAUCUUGCUGUCUCCCAGGACCUCCAGGACCAGCGGGAACUCCAGGAAAGCCAGGAAGACCCGGAAAGCCGGGCGCUCCAGGACUCCCAGGUAAUCCGGGCCGUCCGCCACAACAGCCAUGCGAGCCGAUCACUCCUCCACCAUGCAAGCCAUGCCCACAAGGACCGCCCGGCCCACCAGGACCACCAGGACCACCGGGAGAUGCCGGAGAGCCAGGAUCACCAGGACUUCCAGGACAGGAUGCUGCUCCAGGAGAGCCAGGUCCAAAGGGACCACCAGGACCACCGGGAGCCCCGGGAGCUCCGGGAACACCGGGAGAGCCGGGAGUGCCUGCUCAAAGCGAACCCCUCAUUCCGGGAGAACCAGGACCACCAGGAGAGUCGGGACCUCAGGGACCACCAGGACCACCAGGACAGCCAGGAGCCGACGGAUCACCAGGACAGCCAGGACCAAAGGGACCGAACGGACCAGACGGACAACCGGGAGCCGAUGGAAAUCCAGGGGCUCCAGGCCCAGCCGGCCCACCAGGAUCCCCAGGAGAGAGAGGAAUCUGUCCGAAGUACUGCGCUAUCGACGGAGGAGUCUUCUUCGAGGACGGAACUCGCCGCUGA